This is a messenger RNA of Arabidopsis arenosa, 986 nucleotides long. The record is from the annotation of a GenBank genome assembly. Lineage: Eukaryota; Viridiplantae; Streptophyta; Magnoliopsida; Brassicales; Brassicaceae.
AAAAAUCAAACCUUUUCGUUCAUUAUCUUAAGUACAUCUUCUUAAGAUUUCUGAGUUUGUUAUGUCUCCUCCAGCAUUGAUUGUGUUUGAAGAUGGUUUAACCCAGAAAUGGAGCAACGACGAUUGGCAGGGUUUCAGCGUUUAUCCCGGAGAAAACCCUAACCCUAAUAUUAAUUUCUUGGUGAAGAAGGCGGCUCUGCAGAACCAGAUGACCGUCUCUCGCCCAUCAGUGAACGACGAAAGCUUCAGAAUGGUCUUACCUCUUGCGAUGUCUCCGCCAAGAGACAACGCUGUGCCUCUUCCUGUUCUUCCCGAGCCGAUGAUGAGACCACGGAAGAAGCUUAGCCACCAAGAAUCAAUGCUUUCUCUACGAAAAUCUAGGUAUCCAGAGAAAAACUUCUACCAAGAAGAAGAAAAUUUCAAGUGCAAUGCCUUCUGUUUAUCCUUCCCUGGGUUUGGAAAAAAACUUGUGAGAUCACCAAAAAGCGAGGAUUCUAUAAAGAAGAAAAUGAUCAAAGCGUCAUCAUUCUCAAAUUCCACUGUCUCACUAAGUGCCUCGCUCGAGAAAUUCGAAUGUGGCUCAUGGGCUUCAACGACAGCUCUAACCCGUGAAAACGGCAGAUUGUAUUUCGAUCUACCGGUGGAGAUGAUCAAAUGUGGAGGUGGAGAUGUACAAGAACCAGUGAGUUCUGGUUUCUUCUUUGACAAGGAAACAGGAAGUCUAGCUUUGAGAAGCGUUCUAAAGAAAAGCAGUUCUCUGUCGGGAAGACAACUAAGGGAUUCGGCGGAGACAUCCCCGCAACGCCGUGUCAGAUUCUCGACCACAACCUCGGAUUCGUGCCCAGCUUCGCCGCGAACAUGUAUUACCCCAAGACUGUUGAAAGCUAGAGAUGACUUCAAUACAUUCUUAGCAGCACAAAACGCGUGAAACACACACAAAACAAAAACAGAGCACUAAGACUUUGUAAUAAUAUAUGUUCGUAUCU